AUGCUAAGCAAUAUUAUUGCAUUAAGUCUAAUGAAGACCCAUGAAAGGUUGUCAGCCAGUGUACGAAUUCCUCGUGAAAGCAAUAUCGAUAUAAACAAUUAUAUUGACAAGAUAAAUGGCUGUACACAAUCAAAUAUAAUUGAUUUAACAGAUGAUAAGGAUACUUCAAUGCAUUUGUACCAUAUUGAAGAGGGACAAUACAUAUGCCUUGUUGGAGGUAUUUUCAUUGGAUCAGAUUCUGAGAUUAUUGGCCUUGUGGGUUUCCCAGACAACGAAUAUAAUUUUGAAUACACUAACCCUAUUCAAAAUCCACUAGUUUCUGUUGGAAAGGUUGACAAUUUAGAUUUAAAUACAAAAUAUCCAAUGACCAGAAUUAACUGUAAAGACACAACAAAGAGUUGCGCAAUACAAGCGUUAAAGUUACCACCACCUUGUUACAUGAAUGUAACAGAUUCAGAUAUGGGACCAGUCGAAUUUUCACAUAAAGUCGUUCUAGAUACUAAAAGACAAGGCAGCCAUACUUUCAAAGAAUAUGUAAUUGAAAAAUCUGAUGGAGCAAAGUAUUUUCUUACAACAGCUGUUUUAAUUUCUAAAAGUUCUAGGAAGUUCGAAUUUUCGAAGCCAGAUGAUCUCGAUAUUGAGUCAAAUCCAGAUCAAUUUUUAGACACAUAUACAAACAAAACAAUGUCUAAUAAAUGCAUUUAUACGAUUGAGCUUACUUCCAUUGAUAAAACUGAAGGAAUAAAAGAACUCAAUUUUAGAUAUGAUGAGAUUCCAGAUACAGAAACUAAGGAACCAUUUUUGUUUAGAGAAGAUCUCAGUCUCACACUUCCAACUAAAUAUGGUUUAUACACAAUUGAAAAUGCAAGUCAACUAUGUCCUCUAGAUCCAGAUCUUCCAUCACCAACGCCAUCACCGAAACCAACUUAA
Molecule: messenger RNA, 930 nt
Organism: Trichomonas vaginalis G3
Lineage: Eukaryota; Parabasalia; Trichomonadida; Trichomonadidae
Product: glycoprotein 38 family
Exons: 1
Coding region: 1-930 (309 amino acids)
Source: RefSeq, a predicted model, not a curated record